Molecule: messenger RNA, 924 nt
Organism: Colletotrichum chrysophilum
Lineage: Eukaryota; Fungi; Ascomycota; Sordariomycetes; Glomerellales; Glomerellaceae
Exons: 2
Coding region: 1-924 (307 amino acids)
Biological process (GO): regulation of peroxisome size; peroxisome fission
Cellular component (GO): peroxisomal membrane
Source: RefSeq, a predicted model, not a curated record
AUGACCUCGUUCAAAUAUGACCAGUUCGUCGCCUUUGGCUCGGAUAGCGCCGGCCUCGAGCGCAUCCUCCGCGGCCUCCAAUCCCUAACGGCAAUCCUGACAACCUACCCCUUCCUGCUCGCCCUCCUCCCCGCAGCAGGCCUGCCCCUAGACGCGGCCCUGAUCCUCGCCGCCCUCGGCCCGCUCAAGGGCCACCUCAACCUCACCCGCCGCUUCAUCCGCUUCUUCUGGUUCCUCAACUCCUUCGGCGCGUCCUACAACCUCUACACCGCCGCCCCUUCCCAGGGCCCCGGCGCGGGUAAAGGCGCCGAAGUGUGGCUUGACAUUCUGCGGUUCACCCUCCUCGGCCUCUACGGCGGCCUCGAGUCCCUCACCCUGCCGGACCUGCUCGGCGUGCCCGGCCUCGCGCCCUUCGGCGCCGCGCGCACGAAGGCGUUGAAUGUGGAGGCGCAGCGCUUCUGGUUCCUCGCGCUGGCGUGCGGUAUCGCGGCGAAUGUGGUGAGGAUGACCAAGGCGUUUGCGUACGCGCCGGUCCCGCAGCACGGCGAGGGUUAUGGUACGGGCCAGAGCCCCGCGGUGGAUACCGACAAUUUGGGAGCAAAGGAGAAGAAGGAGGGAGAGGGGGAGGAGCCGGAGAAGAUGGACCUGAACGCCGAGCGGCAGCGGUUGAAGGCGUUGGUGGUCAAGAGGCGCGAGGGGAUGAGGAGGUGGCGGAGGCAGGUCGCGUUCAAGGUCAAGACGCUCGGCCGCAAGGUGGUGUCCGACACGCUGGACUGCCUCAUUCCGGGUGUCAUUCUGGGGUGGGUUAAUAUCGGGCCUGGGGCUGUUGGAAUUGCGAUGCUUGUCACGACGGUGCUGACGAGUAGGGAUAUUUGGGAGCGGUGCGGUGCUGACGUUGCGGUUAAAAGGGGUCUGACCCAGUAA